GGUUAUUCCUUCAUUACUUUAACACAUCCUUUCCUUUUCUUCUCUGCUCUUUUUUUUUCUUUUUUCUUUUUCUUUUUUUCCUUUUCCUUGUCAUUCUUAUAAUUGAUAAUAAGGAGCUCCAAGGAUUUUUUGUUUCGCUCCUUGUAAAAGAAAAAAGAUCGAGAUCAAGAUGGCCAGCAUCAAUCAUUUGGGCAAUGAGUCGCAGGCAUUUCGUGCCCGCUUUACGUCUCAAAAAGGCGCAUUACCCCCAGUUCCCUCCUCCUCUUCUGAGAUACGAGUCAUUCCUACUCGAGUGGAUACAAAGUCCGGGCAGCGAAUCAUCUUAUGGAAUGAUAUCUGCAGUGAGUUCCCCAACGCAAGCCGGAUUGUUAACAAGGAGGGUCAAUCUAUCUUAUUUUUGACAGAUGAAAACUUUGAGUACUACAACCCAAAGAGGAUCUCUGCGCAACCAGGAGAAGUGCUUGAGGUAGUUGUGCCCGAUGCUGGAAUAGAGACCAAUAGCUCUGUCAGUGAGGGUUUGGUAUCGGAUGUGACGCAUCCACAAGGUUUAAAGAAAGAAGAAGAAGUGGACAUGCUCGAAAUAAAAGAUCUCCCCAUCUCAGAAUCGACUGCGACUCUUGACACCAAAUUCCUCCUUGCAGAGGCCGGAAUCACAGAACUCCAACUCAUCCCUAGUUCUUCCGCUUUGGCAGCAACGACUGAGGGCUUGAAUGUAGAUCUCGUUAUGGAGAGUCAAAAGCUACAUGCCGAAAAUGUAAAGAAAGCUCUACGGUACUAUUUCGAUAAGCUGCAGGCACAGGCCGAAGAGAACCGGCGUUUGCAUGAACAACAACUCGUAUUGCAGGAGGAAAUCAACCAGACUCAACGGAGGAUUGAUGAGGAGAAUCGACAAUGGCAUCAAAAGAUGGUAGAUCAACAACGGGAGAUGCAAAAAUCCUUUGACGAGAAACAAAAUCUUAUGAUCCAAAUGCAGGAACAGGCACUGGAGCGCCUCGUGAUUAUCCAGGAUCGAGUCCAAGCAGUGCUCACACAGACCUAUGAACUGCAUGAAUAUCCAAUUCCACAUCUGUUCAUUGUCUUGCCUAAAGUCGUCAGGGCCAGAGAUUCUUAUUCCAAACCAUUUUCGAACCAGUUCCGGCUCUUCUUCUUGUGCGAAUGUGGGAAACAUACCAUGACAGAAAACAGUACUAUCCCACAUGAGAUCCAUUUAGCUAAACAUGAAGGAUAUGAUAUCGAUCGGCCUACAGACUUCUUUGAUAAAUAUGGCCCCUACGUGUUGACUAUGAUGCAGAUGGUCAAGUUCGGAUUCGCAGCCGCAGGAGUUGUCGUACCAGCAUUGAACAACACAGGAUUAAUCGAAGGCAUGGAUGCCGUUAAGAGUGGCCUCGAUUUCGCCCAAAAAUCUUUUGGUUCCCUAGUGGAUGACACCAUCAAUUUCAUCAACGACCAAACCUCAAAUGCAAAUGGGGGCAUGGAUGCCGCCGCUGACAGCAAUGACCACCUCAAACUCGAUAAAUUGGAGGUCCUAGAGGGCGCUGAUUUACGUCAACUCGAGUCUUAUCUAAAGGUUCAGGAUUCUGGACGUGUCCUGGGUAAUCUUUACAGAAUCGUGACCCAGGAGGGCAAGGUCAAAUGGGUCUGCAUCGACCACUACCGCGAAAACUACAAAACGUCAACGAUCAAAAACCUGAAGGAUGCAGUGACGGCCAACCGUGGAGAAUUUCCUAAAGGGGAAGGGAAAGUUGUCAUCACGUUCAGUAGCAGUUCUAUGGCCAAACAGUUUUAUGAUGUACUCGUCAAGGCUCGUGGCGUCCAGACACUUGAUAUUACUUUGGGCUGGGAUGUAACUAUGGAUGAUCUCCGCAAAUUGGCUAAUACAGCCACAACAUCCAAUAUCCUACAUCUCAAGUUGAAUGGCAAGCAUUUCAAGGGCCCCAACCGAGACAUCAUUAACAACAGUCGUCGAUUUGAUCCAAUUCUCCAACUUCUUCAGAACCAACGAAUCCAAGCACUCGAACUAUAUGAAUUCAGAGAUCUCUAUGAUCAUAUUUCGACAGCUAGCCUAGGAAAGGCGCCUCAAAUGCGUACACUUGUUCUGGGCAGUAAUUUUAACCCCCUAGACGAAGAAUCCAAGUCUAUACUGACCAGAAUCCUACAGGCUUGUUCUGGGCUUGCUAAGCUGACAGUUUGGACCACGGAUUUCCGAGUUACUGCUCUUUACUUGACAGAUAAACUGGGAUAUGUUCUCAACUUGGAUACCUUGACGGUUGUGGACAAUGCCUUGUCCUUCUCGAUGGACAUCAAGAUCUUCCAAGGCACUGUCCGAGGAGCCGUUUUAACAACUUCAGCCGAACUAACGCCUAUUUGCCCUCAUAUCGAACAGUUUAUCGGCUUGGGUCAUCUAACUCAUAUAUUCGCUAAGCAGGUGACAGAAGAUAUUGAGGAGAACGCGUGGAUGGAGAUCCUUACACAUAGCCCAAAAUUAUCUGAGAUCCAGAUCGAGUGCAACAGCAGCUAUUCAUUCGGCUUUAUCAACUUGAUUUCGUCUAUUCGGCCCAAAGUAUUUUCUUCUGGAGGUUAUUGCUCCCUUCAUAUUUUGAGAUUGCAGGAAGAUGGCGUCCCUUUCAUCACUCUCGAGUUCUCAGUCGAGGCUGCAGCAGCAGUCUACACCGUCGACCUCAACACCUCAAAGUUCCCACGAACAGCACCUCUCAACCGACUGAAGGAACUGUUACGAAAGCAAGGUUCUCUCUUGGAACAACUGACCUUAGAUGCAGAAUUCACAGAUGAGCAUGCCACGACCCUAGACAUGGUAACAAAGGAUGAAGGAUCUAAACUUCGAUCUCUUCGACUUCGACCUGACUCCCUUACCUCAGUUGGGUGGGAAUGCAUUGAUCGGAUCAUUUCACGUUCUCCAGAAUUGGUCCGGUUGGGUGUGGAUUUGUUUGAUAUAGAUAACAAGGAGAAACUGGCGCUCGCCGAACAAUUCUUGACUAAACAUGCAUCCAGGUUAACUCGCCUUAGCUUGGAUGGUUCAUUGGCUGAAGAGUGGGUGCCUCGAUUUAGUAAGGUUAUACCUACAAGACUAAGCCUGCCUCACUUGGAUACCUUUGAGAUCAACUGCCAUGAGAAACUUGAUACAUCACCUCAAAUUGCUGAAUGGAUCACAGCCAUGGUCUUGGGGCCUGGUCGUAAAUUGCCUUCAUCCGAUUCCCCAAACAAGCAGAAUGAAUUAUCCUCAAAUGCUGCCCAACAAGAAGAUAAAGAUGAUGAUAAUGAGAAGGAGACUACGACAGGACUUGAGCUCAUCAAAUCGGAGAGCGAAGAAGGGAAAGCCUUGAAUAUGUGGACUCCCUUGGAUUUCAUUCGAUUGGAAGAGAUUCAGCUUUCGACUCGAACAUGGCAAACUUUGAUCGAAGCAAUUGACUAUGCUGCAUUGGAUGAGUUAUCUGUUCGGGAGACAAACUUCGAUCUGGGUCAGCUCUAUGUGCUAGCAAACUGUCUUCCAGAAGAUAGCAAGAAGCCUGCACCUUUGAGGUUGCUCCAAAUUGGCAACACUCGGUUGGACGGUGACGGUACUAGGGACUUGGAUUUACCAAAGGAGCUGACGUCUGCUCUGCGUAGAAGAGCGCCCCUUGCCAAAAUUGAGAAAUAAAUUAUCUUACCC
This is a messenger RNA of Lobosporangium transversale, 3667 nucleotides long. RefSeq lists its product as hypothetical. The transcript is spliced from 2 exons. The record is from RefSeq and is a predicted model, not a curated record. Lineage: Eukaryota; Fungi; Mortierellomycota; Mortierellomycetes; Mortierellales; Mortierellaceae. The coding region runs from base 170 to 3655 and encodes 1161 amino acids.